UGGUCGGUCUCGCUGCUCCUUACUCUGCCCAUGAUGCUGAUGGUCACCUUGACCGAGGGGGGCAAGGCGGAGGGCAAGGUGAAGAGGAUGUGCGCACCCACCUGGAGCGAGGAUGCCUACCGGACCUACCUGACGGUGCUCUUCAGCACCAGCAUCAUGGCCCCGGGAAUCAUCAUUGGCUUCCUCUACACGCGCCUGGCCAGGACCUACCUGGAGUCCCAGAGGAACCCCCCCCACAAGGAGAAGAGCAAGAGGUCCCCCAGGCAGAAGGUCCUCAUCAUGAUUUUCAGCAUCGUGCUGGUCUUCUGGGCCUGCUUCCUGCCGUUUUGGAUCUGGCAGCUGGUGCGACUCUACAGCAGCUCCCUGCAGCUCACCACCCAAACCCAAAAGUGCAUUAACUACCUGGUGACCUGCCUGACCUACAGCAACAGCUGCAUCAACCCCUUCCUCUACACCCUGCUCACCAAAAACUACCGGGAGUACCUGCGCAACAGGCACCGCAACUUCUACAGGUUCACCUCCUCCUUCCGCAAGAGGGGCUCCAACCUGCAGUGCUCCUGGGGACGGUCCGUGUCCUCCAGCAACCAGUACGACUACAGCUCGGAGGCCCUGGGCAUGGCCACGCUGAAGGACAAGUGA
Molecule: messenger RNA, 639 nt
Organism: Eurypyga helias (sunbittern)
Lineage: Eukaryota; Metazoa; Chordata; Aves; Eurypygiformes; Eurypygidae
Product: urotensin-2 receptor-like
Exons: 1
Biological process (GO): neuropeptide signaling pathway; blood vessel diameter maintenance; regulation of blood pressure
Cellular component (GO): membrane
Molecular function (GO): urotensin II receptor activity
Source: RefSeq, a predicted model, not a curated record